Amblyraja radiata (thorny skate) is the source of this 6615-nucleotide messenger RNA. RefSeq names its product galactokinase 1 (gene galk1). Gene Ontology annotation, cellular component: cytoplasm; cytosol. Gene Ontology annotation, biological process: galactose metabolic process; carbohydrate phosphorylation. Gene Ontology annotation, molecular function: galactokinase activity; ATP binding. The record is from RefSeq and is a predicted model, not a curated record. Lineage: Eukaryota; Metazoa; Chordata; Chondrichthyes; Rajiformes; Rajidae. The coding region runs from base 33 to 1256 and encodes 407 amino acids. The transcript has 8 exons.
GGGGGGGGGGUUGAUUGACAAGUGGCAGCAUCAUGGCGGAGCCGCGGGACGGGGCGGCGAGCGGCAGCAUCAUGGCGGAGCCGCGGGACGGGCCGGGCCCACGGGCGUUCUUGGACGAGACCGUGCGUAUCUUUAAGGAGACUUACCCGGGCAGCGAGCCAACGAUCGCCGUGGCGGCUCCAGGCAGAGUCAACCUCAUCGGAGAGCACACGGAUUAUAACCAGGGAUACGUGUUGCCCAUGGCUCUCCCAAUGGUCACCUUGGUGGUCGGCUGUGUAACCACAGAUGGAAUCAUUUCAUUAUGUACCUUGGCCAAGGAAGCAGAUGAUCCAAAAUACGUGGAAUUUCCUGUGGCAUCAGAAGGAAAUGUUUUGACCCCUGGGUUACCUAAAUGGGCUAAUUAUGUAAAAGGAGUUGUUCAGUAUUACCGAGCAGGCCCACUCCCUGGCUUCAAAGCAGUAACGGCAAGUAACGUCCCAUUGGGCGGAGGGCUGUCCAGUUCAGCAUCCUUGGAAGUGGCCAUCUACACCUUCCUACAACAGAUCUGUCCAGAUGACGGGGAUUUAGUGGAGAAGGCCCUGGCCUGUCAGAAAGCAGAGCACACAUUUUCCUUUGUGCCCUGUGGAAUCAUGGACCAGUUUAUCUCGGUGAUGGGAAUAGCCGGUCAUGCCUUGCUGAUCGACUGCAGGUCUUUGGAAGUGACCCCUGUGCCCAUCAGUGACCCCAGCCUGGUGAUCCUCAUCACAAACUCCAACAUACGACACCACCUGACGGGCAGUGAGUACCCAGCCCGACGUCAGCAAUGUUUGGAGGCUGCCAAGGCACUUGGGGAGGAAAGUCUACGCGAUGUUUCAAUGGCUGAAUUGAAAGCUGCGAAGGCUUCUCUGGAUGCUGAGGUGUACCGCAGGGCCCAUCACGUGAUCAGUGAAAUCAAACGGACAACCGAGGCGGCUGAAGCCCUGAAAUCCAGGAAUUACCGGGAGUUCGGGAAACUGAUGGUGCAGAGCCACAAUUCACUGAGAGAUGAUUAUAAUGUCAGUUGCCGGGAGCUGGACGAGUUGGUUGCCGCAGCAAUGGAUGGUGAUGGUGUCUAUGGCAGUCGGAUGACCGGAGGAGGCUUCGGAGGUUGUACGGUUACCUUAUUGGAAGCUACAGCUGUGGAGAAAACGAUGCAGCGAAUUAAGGACAAAUACAGUGGGACUCCAGCGUUUUACAUCACGACACCUUCCAGAGGUGCUCACGUACUGCAGCUCUGAGGAGAGAUCGAAGGAUUCACCAGCCAUUGAUCAGACCAUCCAGACAUCAACUUAAUCCACAAACCAGCCUCAUCUGAUCCCUGGCCCUGAAGUAUUACCGUAAAGCAGCAAGAGAGAAACAGGUCAUGUUCCGCAUUACUCGGUGGUCAUCCCCUCAGCAGUUGAUAGACGAUGGGUGGAAAGAACUUGAAACUGCCCACCCCUGGCCCCAAGCCACGAGGGCUGCCUCAGGGUCUACGCUCUGCCAUAACUCUUGGCUACAGAGUUGUGGAUGGGCUGCCACCCCCGCUAUAUCGAUAGCAGUCCUCUUGCCAGUGCCUGGCUCUCUCCCAAGCCUGGUUUGCAGAAGCAGCACUGGAGCGACUGAACGCAUUAAGGGUGGCAGAACCAAGGCAGGUAAAGGAAAUACAGAUCAGCACUGAUCUAAUUGAAUGGCAACGAUGUUCAGGGGGCUGAAUGGUUUUCUUCCAUUGAACCCCCUCGUUUUGCAUUGGGCAAGGCUUCACACAGUACUGGCACUAUUCCUUGAUGCUUCAGUAGCCUUGUAAUGCCUUGUUUUGGGAAUUUAUUCUUACUGGGGUAACGCCACACGUACUAUAUAUUAUAUGAACCAUGUAGGUAUAAUUUUCGAGUGAGCCAAGACAUUGAGAGUUAGCAAGGCUUUUAAUGCCAUAGAGCAAGAUAUUAUCACAUAGCCUUCCACAGCUCACUGCAUUUUGACUGGAAACACUAGGAACUGGUUUUCUGAGUGGGCUGUGUCAUUUUCCACUGUGCCAGUGAGGAAAUAUUUAAUUGUGGUGAACCUCGAUCAGUAAUGUGCUCUUUAGAAUGAGGGGAGACUGUUACUAAUUGGUAUAAUUUGCUACAAUAUUACUUCUGUUGAAUCUUGGUGAAGUUUAGGGAACAUUUUCCUGAGAUCCCACAACACAACUGUCCUCCCAGAUACCCUACUUUCACAGGAGAGUGUCCUGAUGACGCUUUUACUGUGCAAAUGCUUCAUGUAGGGGUUUGAAACGCAUUGCUUUUAUAAACUGAUGUAUUUUAAUCCCUUACCUUUUGGCAUAUAUACAAAGGGCACUUCUUUGGAAACGCUGGGCAGAGUCUCAGAUGUGACAGCUUUAUAUCGGCAGGACCAAGCGUAGAUUAGGUGACCAUUUCACCGAACACUUGCACUUGGUCCGCCAAGGCCUGCUGGAUCUCCUGGUUGCUAACCAUUGUAACUCCCCUUCCCAUUCCCAUACCGACCUUUCUAUCCUGGGCCUCUACCAUUGACAGAGUUAGGCCACUCACAAACUGGAGGAACAGCACCUCCUCAUAUCCCGCUUGGGUAGCUCACAACCCAACAAUAUGAACAUUGAAUUCUCAGUUUUGGGUAACAAAUGAAUAGUGAGUUUUGUUUUUGCAGAUAUUAAAAAUUGACACUUAACAGGUCAGACAGAAGUACUUAUCGCAUUUUUUGUUUUACUUUUAAGCAGUUUAUUUUAUUGCUCUUCACUAAAUAUUCUUGAGAAGCUUCUUUCUUGAAUCACAAGAAUCAUCCAAUGUGCAAGGUCAGUCAGUGGAGAGUUUUCUUUCCCUUGACGCCAGCUUUAUCAGCGGUGUCUUGAUAUCAAAGGAAUCACUCUCAUGUCAUGGCUAGAAUUCAACUCUUUUGCCCAUUUUUGUUGAGGCUCUGUAAUGUGAUUUAGAACCUAAUAGCUUUGGCAAAGCAGCAAUGAGCAAUGAGGUCUGCUCGAGUGCUAUAUUAUUAUCUGACCUGUUCAUUGCUGUAGAUAUAAUAAUCUCACACCUGCUAUUGAGACGCGGGCUUUGGUUGUCAGUCAUCCUUCCAGCCAGACACAAAUGCUCCUGGCUGGUGUUGCUGGGACAUAAAGCCAGCUGUGCCCAUCAGGGGGACAAAAUACUGCAGAAAUCAAAAAAGAAUGCAGAAGUUGGAAAUCUAAAAUUAAAACAAACUGAUGGAGACACUCAGCAGAUCAAGCCACGUCAGUGGGAAGAGACCCUUUGCCACAGUGACGUACGUGAUGUAUACUGCUUCAUAUAAUCAACUGUACCCCGUUCUUGAUGCAUAUUCUCCCAAUCAGCAAGGUGAGUUAGUCCUAAGAAGCUUCAUCACCACCCAUAUUGCUUGCUUUUCUUAAUGCCCGCACAGCUCUGGAUAAUCUUCUUCCUUGUCUUGAACAACAUUUGGAGCUGAUUACAUUUAGGCCAGGGGAACAUCUCAUGGAGGAGAGGGGGUGGACAAGUAGUUUCUGUGAGAUUAUCUGGCACUGGCUUGCAUUGGAGUAUCGAGAAAGUGUCCUAUCAUGUUGCUGAAGUUCUCGAGCCGUGGAAUUACCCGUUCAAUAUUGGAUAUAGAUCUCCCUCAGGUGCCCCUGAGUUUCAUGAAAUGGCCACAGGAAAUUCUCCAAUAACAGCAAAGCAUGAUUUCCAGUCCGACUUUCUCCACACAGACCUAGUUUUUCCUGAAGCUCAGGAAUUGAAUUCUGCAUCAGCCACAUAGUGCUGUAUCUUGUUGCUGCCCACUGUCGGACAGCUUUGGACAGGUGAUCUGCGAGCAUUUUUUAGCAAAGAACGCUACAAGAUCUUUGUUUUUUAGUAGCCUCUCCAGUCUCUGCAAUUUCAGAAGCUGCUCCUGUUGUAUCAUUGAAAGCCCUGCCAUACACAUGGUCUUAACAGCGCUAUAUUAUUGUCCUGAUUUUCUUAUCCAGAAGAAAAUGUUUACAUUUGCCUGGUUAAAUGCAAACUUUCUCACCAACUGCUUUAAAGUUUCACACCUGAAGUUUUUGCAAGUUUUAGUACAGUAUCCUCAACCUGAAACAGUGGUGCUGAGGCAUUGAGUGUAAAAUGUGCAGUGAUGCAGUGACAUUAUUGUUAGUUAUUCUCACACUCACAUUCUUCAGUCCAUCUCCAAUCUGAGAAACUGGUUCUUUCCCCCUUAGAUCACAUCACAUCACAUCACCCUCUUGAAAUCGCUAUUUACUAACUAGUUUUUUUUUACUCUCCAUCCCUGCUUUAAAAUGAGAACCUCUCUCAGCGAGACUUGAGAACGCAGACGCCUUAACCCUACACCUUACACUGAGUUUUCUUCUUGGGGUAAUUGUAACAAUGCCAGAAGUACGUUUGGGAAACGGUGAGGGCGGUAGGUUUGAGGGCAGCACGGUGGCCCUCCAGCGCCUGCAACCCAGGUUCGAUCUUAACUGCGGGUGCUGUCUGUAUGGAGUUUGUACGUCCUCCCCGUGACCUUCGUGGGUUUUCUCCGAGAUCUUCGGUUUCCUCCCACACUCCAAGGACGUACAGCUAUGUAGGUCAAUUGGCUCGGUAUAAGUGUAAAUUGUCCCUAGUGUGUGUAGGAUAGUGUUAAUGUGCCGGGAUCGCUGGUCGGUGUGGACUCAGUGGGCCAAAGGGCUGUAACUGUAAACUAAACUGUUGCACACACAGAGCAGCAAAAAGAUGUAUUAAUAGUAUAUUUAUAAAGUUCUAAGCCAACCCAGCCUGAAUUGACUCAAGUCUGAAUGCAUCCUGCAGAACGUGCCUCCACGACUAGGUUUCCUUUGGAGUCUCUGAUUAGCCCCACCUCUCCCCUCAUACUUUUCCCGUGUAGAAUAUUUUUGGAUUAACCCGUUUAUGGUUCCUCCCAGCCUUUUUUUCCUACACUCUCAUUUCCUUUUCUUACUUCUCCUUUGAACAUUCUGUAACCAGCCCCGCUCUUCUUUGUGUUCUGUUUUGCUGUCUCUCUUCAUGGAAACUUCAAUUUUGCUUCACUUCUCCCUCUUGGGAAUGCACCUAAACUGCGGUUGAAACAUCCCCUCCAGAAAGACUGCAGGGGAGGGGAAUAUCUCUGAUCGGUUGAAACCAUGAUGAUAACCCCGGAGAUAAACUGUAAAGGGGGUUAUCUGAUCAGUGGGUGAAAGGGAGCAGCUGGAGAGUGAGAACAUCAAUGAAAGAAUGUCAGAGUAUAAAAUGCAGAGCAGAACGACACGCCCGCCAUGACAGGCUACAGUCAUCUUCCAAUCCCAGAGACAAUAAAAUAAAUAAGCUCUGCAAAUAUUAGAGAUGGACGGCUGAUACAUGUAGAAAUCAAGUCAGCAGAAGUUGCAUGAUUCCAUAUUGAGUGCAUAAAGCUCUAAUGUUCCCAGGCAGAAGGCGGGGUGCUGCCUCAAGCUUGCAUUGGGGCCUUGUAACAAUGCAAAUCAUGGGUCAGAAUUGAGUGGGGAAUUGAGGUGCAGGCAAGCGGAAACUCAGGCACUGUGCGAAACUAUGGUGAAUCUGUGGAAUUUGUUUCCACAGACGGCUCUGGAGGCCAAGUCAAUGGAUAUUUUUAAGGCAGAGAGAGAUAUAUUCUUGAUUAGUGCAGGUGUCAUGGGUUAUGGGGAGAAGAAGGCAGGUGAAUGGGGUUAGGAAGGAGAGAUAGAUCAGCCAUGAUUGAAUGGUGGAGCAGACGAUGGGCCGAAUGGCCUAAUUCUGGUCCUGUCACAAAUGAACAUGAAAGUCACCCAAUCUGCAUUUGAUUUCCCAAGUACAGAGGAGGCCACAUUGUGAACAUUGCGGUUCACUAGGUUGGACUAGUGCAAGUGAAUGGCUGCAUCUUGCCAUCAUUCAACAGUGAAUUAUCCAUCUGAAUUAGCUCAGCCUGUUUUCCCUUCGCCUCUGGGAGUGGAGAACAUCCCCAGCCUGACCAGCUGGCUAUUUUUUCACAUUUUCUGUUCUUUUUUAUUUUAGAUUUUCAGAACCUGUAGUUUUUCUUUGAUUUUGAUUCGAUUUGGUCCGGAUCUCUCCCUAUCCCUUGAGAUUGGUCCUUUUUCAGUUGACUAAUUUUAUCUUGGAAUAAUCUGUAACCGUGUUAUUGCUUCUUUCUGGAUGUUCCCCUAAUGUUAGUUGCUCCACGUGGACUAAUGGAAGUAAUAAUGGCGCAUUUUAAAAUGCCAGUAUUUUUUUACGGAGAUGCUCAAUUGAAGUACUGUAUGCCUUUGGGUGCCUUGAAGGAUUUAUUCUCUGCAGCUAGUAUUGAUUGUGAUGUGGAGAAUGUAGAUCGUGCCCACACAUGACCCAUUCGCUACCUUUUCCCCGGUGUUGGGGAAACAGGAGGACCGUGAACUUGGCAGCAGCCAUGUGAGCUAUGGCCAAGGUCAUGCGUUGUAGGCUGCACUGUACUGCAUGCAGUGUGGGCUUGGACAAGGGCAUGUGUCCUGUGGGAGUGCAAAAUCUACAUGCUUUUAACAUCUAUUCAAAAACACUGAAAAUGUUAUAUUUUAGUUAUAUAGGACAUUUAAUAAAUCAAUAAUUGCAAUAUGCUUUGAAGCAGCCAAUAUCAAUGGGAAAUGAAUGGCUUUUAAUAAAUGGUCUAUUUUAAAUGAUA